AGGAAUCCGCGCUGAACCCUCGCUGGGCCGUUGAUAUGUUCAUUGUAUGGGAAAUGUGCUGAAUAUCGGUCAGCUAAACACACUAUGAUACAGAGGCCUCAAAACACAAUCUGACAAUAUAACAUAAUGAUAGUCAACGAAAAACUAACGGCACGUCUCCAUGCGCCCAUUGCCACCUAUAUCGGCAAGCCAUGUCAGGCUGCACUGGUCGCUGACAUAACCUGCCACCCUGCCCUGCUCCAGCGAGCUGCGCGCCAUGCUGGACAAGGCGCGCGUGUAUGAGCGUCUACAGCGGCGCCCGUUCCCCACCGGUUGGGAGCCCACAUUCAAGGACCAGCACCACAUCAGCUUCCUGCAGGACUGCGUGGGGCUGUCGCCUAUUCCGCCCGUCUCCGAGCUGUGGCUGCACAACAUGGUCCAGCUGCUUCCGGCGCCGCUGACCCGCAAGUACGGGACAGAGGUGGCGGCGCUCGUGGAGGAGGUGCGGCAGGGCUUCACCGACCGCCUACGGCGUGACCUGGUGGCGCGCACGGUGCCAGACCUGAAGCCCGUGGUGGAGCCGCCCGUACCGCGCGCCAAAGACACCGAACUGCCGUGGGUCGGCUUCUCGCCGUGGUACCAGGCGUUCUUUGAGGCGUGGCAGCGCGUCAACCGCCGGCUCAUGGUCACCCACCACUGCCUGCGGGACGCCCUCCAGCUGUGCCGCUCGGUACUGAGCGACGCGCUCUUCGUCGACUGGACGCAGUUUCAAUUUCCUCGCCAGUUCAGCGUCGACUCCUGGAAGGAGACGCUGACGCAGGAGUGCGAGACGGAGGAGGUGCGGCUGGACCGCACCUGGUACCGCCAGCUGGUGGACAUAUUCGGCGCGGUCACAUCGGCCGGCGGCGGCAAGCUCCACCGGCAGCGUCUGUUCGCCAGCGCCAACACGCUGGCCGCCAACGAGCUCCGAAACGUGCUGAUGCGCACGGUGGAGGCGUACGUCAGCCUGUUCCGCUUCCCGAGCAUGCUGCCUCUGCUGGAGGUGGACCUGAUCCUGGACGGGUGCACUGUCUCCUUCUACCCGCCGUUCACCGAGAUCGAGGAGGCCGCCCUGUUCCCCAUCAACCAGCUGGCCGCCUCGCUGCAGCGGACGCCGCUCAUCGAGGCCUUCAUCCUGGGAGAUGACGCGCACAUGUCCUACAUGACCGUGGACAUACCAGAUGUGUUCCUGGAGGCGGCCCGGCACACAGUCAGCCAGCACGUGCGACACCUAUUCGAGGCGCCGCUGCACCAGAGCCAGCAGCUAGAGUCGGCGUUUUCGGUGCACGAGCGAUGA
Messenger RNA from Pollicipes pollicipes, 1315 nucleotides. Its product is annotated as dynein heavy chain 12, axonemal-like. The transcript is spliced from 7 exons. NCBI's taxonomy places the organism in Eukaryota, Metazoa, Arthropoda, Thecostraca, Pollicipedomorpha, Pollicipedidae. The record is from RefSeq and is a predicted model, not a curated record. The coding region runs from base 257 to 1315 and encodes 352 amino acids.